AUGACUACUUUGGGGCAAAAAAUCAAAAGUGUCUCUCUUAUUUUUGCUUGCGGAACGGCCUUGUUCUCUGAUGGUUAUGCCAAUGGAGUGAUUGGUAGCGGUAGCUUCAACUUUUGGUCAUGUAACUUGUAUCAAACCUACCGCGUACCCAUAGUAUUGACGAGGGUGUAUGGAGCGGAGGCACUUUCCCAUCACAACUACAGCAGGACUUUGAGCAGUCUUGGGUUCGCGGGCACAGUUGUAGGAAUGCUGGUUUUUGGCUAUCUAUCUGACAAGAUUGGAAGGAAAUUCGGCAUGAUGAGUGCCACGGGCAUAGUGGCUCUGUUUUCUCUCCUUUCUGCGGCAUCUGCUGGCGCCCAUGGCAGUGUAAACGGCCUUUUAAGCAUGCUUAGCGCUAUGCGCUUUCUCCUUGGCAUUGGGGUUGGAGCAGAAUAUCCCUGUGGUUCAGUAUCAGCCUCUGAGCAGUCUGAAGAACCAGGAAUCAACAAAAAGGCUCAGCACAGAUGGUUUGCCCUAGCAACAAAUUCGAUGAUAGAUUUCGGUUUCGUUGUCGCUGCAUUCGUUCCUCUUGUUCUAUUCUGGAUCUUCGGUAAUGACCACCUUCGCGCAGUCUGGCGCUUAUCACUUGGCUUGGGAGUCAUUCCUGCCCUUGCGGUAUUUAUCUGGCGUCUUAACAUGGAUGAACCAGAACGAUAUAAGAAAGAUUCUAUGAAACACACCCGGAUUCCUUAUCUAUUGAUCCUUCGUCGCUACGGUGGUAGAUUAGCAGCCAUCUCCUUCACUUGGUUCCUUUACGACUUCAUUGUAUAUCCCUUUGGCCUGUAUUCAUCUAUCAUUGUUGACCGUGUAACUGGUGGCUCUUCCAACCUGACUGUUGUAUUUGGAUGGAAUGUGGUUAUCAACCUUUUCUAUAUGCCAGGGACACUUGGUGGUGCUUUCAUUGUAGAUCACCUCGGUGCCAAACGAACGAUGAUAGCUGGCCUUCUUUUACAAGCAGUUAUCGGAUUUAUCAUGAGUGGGCUCUAUGUUCACCUUACCAAUCACAUUGCUGCCUUCGCUGUUGUCUAUGGUAUCUUCUUAUCCUUCGGGGAAGUCGGGCCUGGAAACUGUCUUGGGUUGCUGGCUAGCAAAACUAGUCCAACAGCUAUCCGUGGUCAAUUCUACGGUAUUGCAGCUGCUAUAGGAAAGGUUGGCGCGUUUGUUGGGACGUGGGCAUUCCCACCAAUGAUCGACGCAUUUGGAGGUUCAAACACCACCAGAGGAAACACUGGUCCUUUCUGGGUUGGGAGCGGGAUGGCGAUUCUAAGCGCAAUCAUCACACUUCUCUUCAUCAAACCUCUAACCACGGAUGGUAUGGAGCUUGAGGACCGCAAAUUCCGCGAGUACUUGGAAGCCCAUGGUUACGAUACCUCGACAAUGGGUUUCCCUGGGUCAAACAUCAAGACAGAUUCGUCAUCUUUCGAGGAGAAUGAGAAUAAUGAGAAGAAGGGUAGUGCACAGGUGUGA
Molecule: messenger RNA, 1506 nt
Organism: Psilocybe cubensis
Lineage: Eukaryota; Fungi; Basidiomycota; Agaricomycetes; Agaricales; Agrocybaceae
Exons: 22
Coding region: 1-1506 (501 amino acids)
Biological process (GO): carboxylic acid transport; transmembrane transport
Cellular component (GO): plasma membrane
Molecular function (GO): carboxylic acid transmembrane transporter activity
Source: RefSeq, a predicted model, not a curated record